This is a messenger RNA of Acaulospora morrowiae, 584 nucleotides long. The record is from the annotation of a GenBank genome assembly. Lineage: Eukaryota; Fungi; Glomeromycota; Glomeromycetes; Diversisporales; Acaulosporaceae.
CUCAACAGAUUCAAGUUUCGACUCCAAUUGUUAAAAGACAAUCAACCCGAUUUGAUAUUAAAGAGUCCACCACUGAUAAUGACGAAGUAGAAAGUGACUAUGAUUUUUCGAAAUUUGAGCUAUCUUACCGAGCUCUUGACCCCUCAAAAAUGUGGGUUCUCAAUUCAUCUGGGCGUGUCGUCGAAAAAACAGAAAAACUGUUUAACAAAAAUGAGUGGAACGAAAUACAUUCCUCUAACAUUGUGAAUCUCUUUAAAAAAAUACAACGGUUGGAUUAUAUUAACCUUGCGUAUAGGUCAAUGUAUUCUCUGUGGAGAGGAGAAGACGAUUUUACUACAGCUUCAAAACUAAAAGUGUGGUUCGAAAUGAACAUCUGGGCCCAUUUAGUUGAUCCUGCAUUUCGUCUGAAAAUGAUCGAAAGAAAAUUGGAAAAAGGGGGGAUGAGAUUACGCAAAAAGCGCCUUGAAUUUGGCGCAAUUGAAGCUGGAAGAAACUGGGAGGGAACAAAGGGAGCCAAAAUCUUAACGGAUUCCUUAAAAAUGUCCAAGAUGCUUAAAGAUAUGAUUAAUGUACUUGCGAUAUGA